AUGUCAUGGCUCGGUGGAAGUAUUUCGACGAUAACUGGUCAGUUGUCCAACUUUACCAAAGAUAUAUUGACGGAGGGCACGGAAGAAGUUAGUGAUCAUGCUACUGAAUUGCAUCUUGCACAAGGAAAAAUCCGAGAAUUAGAAGCUGUGGUUGCAGCACAGAAAUCUGAAAAUGAUUGGCUUAAGCGACUCAAUAAAGAGUUUGAAGAGAGAGCAGAAAGUUCAGAACUGCAAAUUAACUCAAUAUCCAGAGAAUAUCGAGGAGUCUUGGAAGAAAAGGAGAAAGAAAACCAGUCUUUGAGACAAAAGCAUCAUGAACUUGAAGAAAUUCAUGUCAAAUCAAUUGUGUCAAAAGAAAAAGAAGAGACAACAGAAGCUCCAGUGUACUACAGUUCUUCACACAGAGAAUCUGGUUGUACUGAUGAACUGGAUUUUGGUGAAAAUAUAAGUCUUCAGUAUGAAGUGAAUCAGUUACGAAGUCAGGUUCAUAGACUGCAAUCAGAAUGUCAGCAUUGGAAAGCAGUUGCUUCACAGAUGGGCUCCGAGGGAAAUGAAUCUUCUCAAUUGCUGGCAAAUAUUGCUGAAUUACAAACUUGUAAUAAUGAAUUGCAGCAACAGUUACAAAAAGAGAAAGAAAGUCGGCAAGAUGAAGUGGCGGCAUUGCAAAAUAUGUUUUCUCAGAAAAUUGCUCUGCUUAAGAAAGCCCAAAAAGAAGAAUUACAUGCUGACAAUAUUGACCCUGUUGAUCAGCAUGAGAAAUCACCUGACAAUAAGUUUCAGUUGAAAUUGGAAGCAUCAGAGAAAGAAAUUUCCAAGCUUCAAGAAAGGGUAUCUCAUCUUGAAAAAGAGCUUGAGCAAUCUGAAGAAGCAAUGUCAGAAUUAGCCAAAACACUUGCAAAGGCUGACUUAGAAAUAGAGAAAUUGACACAGGAAACUCAAGAAGUGGAGGAAUUGAGGCAAUUUAAAAUGAAACAUGAAGCAACAAUUAAAGAACUUGCCACUAGUUCCACUGUUGUCUCUCCACAAGAUGAUCUAAUGCAGAAUUUAGAAGAAAAUGUUGAACAUAAAACUGAACUGCCACAAUUAAGUGCCUCCAAUUUGCAGAAUGCUGUAAACCAAAUAAAUAGUAAACAAUGCACUCCUUCAAAGACUCAACUUUUAGAUCAGCAACUAUCUACGUUACAGAAACAAGUAGAGAAAUAUGAGCAAGAAAUUGAACAGUUUGAAUAUAUGAAAUCUGACUGGCAAACUGAAAAGGAAGCAUUAGAAGAAGUUUUGUUGGGAUUAAGAAAUCAACUGAAGGAAAAAGAAACAUCUUUGAAUGUUGUGCAAGCUCAAAGGGGUCUUGCCGAAGUUGAAGAACAAGAAAUUGAUGACAACAUGUCAUUUGAAACGGCCGAAUAUCUGCUUGAUAAAGCUGCAGCAAGUAUGUAUCCACUUAAGAUGGCUUAUCGUCACGACUCUCGCUCCUUGCUCAAUGAUGAUGAAGAUGAUGACGAUGAUGACAGUGACAUGAGUGUUGAUAUUGAAAAGUUUGACCGUCAAGUGGCUCUGCUUACCCAAGCUAAUGCUGAUUUAGAAAGGGAACGAGAAUACCUGCUUCACGAAAAGCAUAUUGCUAAUGAUGAAAUCAGUUAUUUCAAGGGCAGAUUAUCAACUUUAGAAGACAAAUAUACUGAGAAAAGUAAAAAUGAAAAGAUGCUAAAAGAAAAGUUAAAGGAAACUGAAACUUUACUUGGAGAAAAAGAAACUGAAAUUGAAAGAUUGACUGUCGAGAAAUUGGAUGUCCAAAACAGCCUUGAAGAAUUGGAUGCACAACACCAGGAAGUUGACAUUCAGUUAAUUGAAAUUCGGAAUGAGCUCAACAAAAAAAAGCAACAAGGGAAAGAAAGUCAGAUUGAUGUAUUGAUUAAGGAAUCAGAAGUUAUCCGUCAGCAAGCCUUACAGUUUCAACAAGAAAGGGACCAAAUUAUUCUUUCUCUUAAACAGGUUCAAGCUGAAAAAGAAGAAAUGAUGAAAGAGUUGCAUAAGUUGAGAGAAAAAGAUGUAAAACAAACAAGAGAACUUGAAAGAUUACGAAUGCAUCUUUUGCAGAUUGAAGAAGGAUACACCAAAGAAGCCUUAGAAUCAGAGGAACGUGAAAAAGAUUUGCGUAAUAAACUUGCAGCAGCAGAAGAAAAAGCUUUCACUGCAACGGCUGCUGUGGAAACUGCAAGCCAAGAAACCAAUUAUCAGGUAGAAAAUUUGAAUCAACAGUUACAUGUGAUAGCUUCUCAGAGAGACAACGCUUAUCUUCAGCUUGGCACUUUACAGGAACAAUGUAAGCAAUAUGCCACUUCACUUAUGAAUCUUCAGAUUGUCUUGGAACAAUUUCAAGCUGAGAAAGAGACUCAGAUGACUGCUGAAAAAGAAAAAAAUGAAGCUGAACAAAAGCGACUAAAUAAAAUUAUUGAAGACAUCCAGUCAGAAUUGGAAAUCACUAAGGAAAAACUUCUGGAUACUGAAGAGGGCCUCUUAGCUGCAGAAAGGCUGAGUGAGCAAAUUGAUUUCAAGGAAAAUAUAAUCCAGCAAUUAAAAGCUGAAGUGCAGGAAAAAGAAGGCUUUCUUAAGUCAGCUGAUGAAGAAAUACAUCGCUUAACCUUUGAUUCUGAGGCUUUUGUUGAAAAAGUGAUCAUGAAAAAUCUUCUUCUUGGUUAUCUGACAACCCCACAAAACAAACAAAAUGAUGUACUAAGACUCAUUGGUGCUGUACUGGAGUUUAGUGAAGAGGAUUUUUUCAAGGCUGAAAAGUUACAUCAGAAGAGUUGGAUGCAAAGCUUUUUCCGACUUGGACCAACUGUAACAUCAACACCCUCUGCCUCUCCAGUUACAACACCUUCAAGGUUCAACAAGAGCUUUUCAGAACUGUUUGUAAAGUUUUUAGAACGAGAAUCAUCGCCACCUUUGCCUGCUUUGAAGAUGAAUACAGAUGAAGUGGAUCAAGAAUCUCCUAACAAAAAUAAAACAAGCAAAAAACUUCCCUCAAAUUUUAAUCCUUUUACGGCUCCACGUCAUGUAGCCCUUCCUGUCUCGGUUGAUGAUCAUUUGUCUACACAAGGACAACAUCUUUUAAUGGCUCCAAUGGCUCCUGGUUUUCCUGUACUUUCACCAGUAACUUCAGAUUCUCAGUCCAGCAAGAAACAUUCAAAUUUAUCCUCAGCUAUUUUGAAUGAUGUGCUCAAAAACAAAACGUGA
This is a messenger RNA of Acanthosepion pharaonis, 3234 nucleotides long. The record is from the annotation of a GenBank genome assembly. NCBI's taxonomy places the organism in Eukaryota, Metazoa, Mollusca, Cephalopoda, Sepiida, Sepiidae.